Messenger RNA from Didymodactylos carnosus, 528 nucleotides. Lineage: Eukaryota; Metazoa; Rotifera; Eurotatoria; Philodinida; Philodinidae. The record is from the annotation of a GenBank genome assembly.
AUGUUAGACGGAGUGCCCGGUGGCUGCAAAGCCAAUUCAGGCAAAGGUCAAUCUACUCAUGUUCUUCUUGAAACACCGCAGGCAGACGGAUGUAGUCGAUUGACAAUGAAUGAAAUAACAGAAAUUGUUAAUCCUUCAAAUCGUCGUUUAAAAAAAGGUGAUACAUGCACUCUUUUUAAUAGUGCACGUGGUGAUAAAAGAUCUUUAAUUCGAUUUAUCGGCGAUGAAGACAGCUGUCAAUAUCAAUAUGAAAUAUUAGUUGAUUUAGAUGCAGGUCAGACAUUGUCAGCACGUGCUAUUGUGCGUCAAUUGUUUCCAAUAAAUGUUAGGCAAGUGAUGUCUCGGGGUGAUUUCAAUGAUCCACGCCGAGGAUUUAUUCAUGAAUUUUUGAAAUUGGUCCAUCCAACAGAAGAUUAUGAUAAAUAUCGUGUUAAUGAAGCAAUUAAUGGCGUAUUUCGUUCUACACGACAUUCAACAGCAUUGAAAGUUGCUGCGGAAAAAGAGGAUGCCACACCGGAAGUUGAAUAA